AUGCGGUUGAAUUUUGGACACCGAGCCUGCCAAUGCCAGUUGCCUGGCCAAGCUGUGGUCAAGCCACAAGCCUGCGCAGCUCAUGCACCUCCUGAGCUGCCGAAGGUCGCCCAAAUGUCUGAGCGAGUGACCCGAGUGCUUGGCCGGAACCCCAGCCCCUUCGCAUUGACGGGCACCAACUUGUACCUUGUCGGAACAGGAGAAGCACGAAUUCUGGUGGAUGUAGGUGAAGGGAAGCCCGGAGUCUUGCAGGAUCUACUUCAGACCAUGGAGGAGCAGGGGUGCAAGCGUUUGUCACAAGUGGUCAUCACGCACUGGCAUUUUGAUCACAUUGGUGGAGUGCCGGAGCUCCUCCGUCACUUUGGGAACUUGGUUGUGAGGAAGUUCAUGCCCAAAGAAGGCACGGCAGCUGGAGAGUCCACGGACUUCUGGGAUCCCAAGGAGCUCUUGUCACGACUGGAUGUCCAAGAGUUGGUCGAUUUGGAGGAACUUCGCUGCGAGGGGGCGACGCUGAGGGUUUUAUUCACGCCAGGUCAUGCAAAUGACCAUGUGUGCCUUUUCCUCGAGGAAGAGCAGGCGCUGUUUACCGGUGACAAUGUGCUGGGCUGGGGAACCGGCACCUUCCAGGACUUGCAGCCAUACAUGCGAUCGCUCAAGCGCAUGGCAGACCAGGCACCCGAAGUGCUUUAUCCAGCCCACGGGCCUGUGGUUGCUGGUGCCCUUGAGAGCGCGGCAUGGCUGAAGAUGUACAUAACACAUCGGGAGGAGCGCAUCCAGCAAGUGGAGGAGGAGCUUCGGAAAGAGGCUGGACUGGAUCUCAUUGAGCUGGUCAAACGGGUUUACAAGGCGCAGCCGGAUGUUUUGCGUUCUGCCACACUAUUCAGGGGUGCUUGCUUCAACACCCAGCACGUCCUGGACUUUCUGUACAAAGAGGGUUGCCUCCAGAACCAGGGAAAUGGCUUUGUCUGGGAGCCCAAGACAAGGUCUGAGAAUGCUUCACGGUUGUAG
Molecule: messenger RNA, 1008 nt
Organism: Durusdinium trenchii
Lineage: Eukaryota; Dinophyceae; Suessiales; Symbiodiniaceae
Source: the annotation of a GenBank genome assembly